AUGGGUGCGAGCAAUGACGGGCAGCCUGCGCCCGCGCAUGUCUCGGGCCAGUCCAACCGGCCCACGAGCCGUCCUGCCCAUGCCCUCACGUACGAGCAACUGGCCACAGAGCUGAAUGCCGACGUUCUGUCUGGGCUGACCGCGAACGAGGCCAAGACCCGACUUGAACAAUUUGGACGGAACGAUCUGGGCGAGGAGGAGGGUGUUCAGCCCCUCAAGAUCGUUGUCGCCCAGAUCGCCAAUGCCAUGACCUUGGUGCUUAUUCUCGCCAUGGCCGUCAGUUUCGGUAUCCAAUCUUGGAUCGAGGGUGGUGUCGUCGCCGCCGUCAUCCUGCUCAACGUCGUCGUCGGUUUCUUCCAGGAAUACUCGGCUGAAAAGACCAUGGAUUCCUUGCGCUCGCUCAGUUCUCCCACCGCUACUGUCGUCCGUAACGGCGAGGCCAUGGUCGUGCCCUCUGGUGAAGUCGUUCCCGGCGAUUUGAUCGAGGUCAAGAUGGGCGACACGAUUCCCGCCGAUAUCAGACUCAUUGAGGCCAAGAACUUCGAAACCGACGAAGCCCUGUUGACUGGUGAAUCCCUGCCCGUGCGGAAGCGCGAGCAUGCCACCUUCGAGGACAACACCGGACCCGGUGACCGGCUCAACGUUGCCUACAGCAGCUCGACCGUAACCAAAGGCCGCGCCAAAGGAAUUGUCUUCGCGACUGCUACUUUCACCGAGAUCGGCGCCAUCGCGUCGGCCCUCAACCAAAAGGAACGCCGCGUGCGCCCCGUCAAGCGCAAGGAAAACGGCAAGGCCGGGCCCCAUCGUUACCUGGAAGCUUACACUCUCACCCUGGGCGAUGCCCUUGGUCGUUUCCUGGGCGUCAACGUCGGCACCCCGCUGCAGCGCAAGCUGAGCAAGCUGGCCAUGCUCUUGUUCGGUGUUGCCGUCGUCUGCGCCAUCAUCGUCCUCGGUGCCAACCGCUUCCACACUUCGCAAGCAGUCAUCAUCUACGCCGUGGCCACUGGUCUUUCUAUGAUCCCCGCCUCUCUGGUCGUCGUUCUUACUAUUACCAUGGCCGCCGGUACCAAGCGCAUGGUGCAACGCCACGUCAUCGUCCGCAACCUCAAGAGUCUUGAGGCUCUCGGCGCCGUGACCGACAUCUGCAGUGACAAGACCGGCACCCUCACCCAGGGCAAGAUGGUUGCCCGUGGCGCAUGGGUUCCCGGCAUCGGCACAUAUACCGUCGAGCUGACCUCGAGCGAGCCCUUUAACCCAACCCAGGGCGAUAUCCGCUUUGAGGCCCGCGAGCCGACCGACAUCAACUUCGGUCCGCGCUCCGACAAGGAAGAGGAGGGGGCUAGUGAAAAGGCUCCCGUCUCCGCCCCUGCCGACCUUCUCGCCUCCAGCAAAUCUCGUCUGCAGGAAUUCCUCACCGUCGCCUCGCUUGCCAACGUCGCCACCGUCUUCGAGAAGGAAGGCGCUUGGGUUGCCCGCGGUGACCCCACUGAGAUCGCCAUCCAGGUCUUCGCCAGCCGUUUCGGCAAGAACAGACUCGAUGUCAUGAAGGAGACUGGCGGUAAUACCCCGGAGUGGCUGGAGGUGGCCGAAUUUCCAUUCGACAGCGACGUCAAGCGCAUGAGUGUCAUCAUGAAGCACAACACGACCGGAGAGCACUUUGGCUUCACCAAGGGCGCUGUCGAACGGGUUAUCCGGGUUUGCACCAAGUAUUGCACCGACGACGUGCCCAAGGGUGAGGUCGCCGAGGCUGAGAUGACUGAGGAAUUCCGGGAGCAGAUUCUGGCCAACAUGGAGGUGUUCGCCGGCCUCGGACUGCGUGUCCUGGCACUCGCGAGCAGGAAGCUGGACCCCGGCAUGAACGCUAGCGAGGACACCGACCGCAACGAGAUCGAGAAGGACCUGACUUUCCUCGGCUUGAUUGGACUCUACGACCCACCCCGUCCCGAGUCGGCCCCGGCCGUGCGUGAGUGCCACGAGGCUGGCAUUUCGGUACACAUGCUCACGGGUGACCACCCGGAAACGGCCAAGGCGAUCGCCAUCGAGGUGGGCAUCCUGCCCAAGGCCAUGAACAGGGUCAGCGCCGAUAUCGCCAGCGCCAUGGUCAUGACUGCCUCUGCAUUCGACGCUCUUUCCGACGACGAGGUUGACGGGCUUCCGGUCUUGCCGCUGGUGAUUGCGCGAUGCGCACCGAGCACCAAGGUGCGCAUGAUUGACGCCCUCCACCGUCGCAAGAGAUUUGUCGCCAUGACGGGUGACGGCGUAAAUGACUCCCCCUCCCUGCGUCGCGCUGACGUCGGCAUUGCCAUGGGUCAAGCCGGCUCCGACGUGGCCAAGGACGCCUCCGACAUUGUGCUGACUGACGAUAACUUCGCCUCCAUCGUGGCUGCCAUCGAAGAAGGCCGCCGUAUCUUCGACAACAUCCAGAAGUUCGUCCUGCACGUGCUGGCCGAAAACCUUGCCCAGGCCGGUACUCUCCUUGUGGGUCUUGCUUUCAAGGACGCCUCUUCGCUCUCCGUUUUCCCCCUCGCCCCCGUCGAAAUUGUGUGGAUCAUCAUGAUCACAUCGGGCUUGCCCGACAUGGGUCUGGGUUUCGAGCGCGCCGUUCCGGAUAUCAUGCGGCGCCCGCCGCACUCGCUCAAGAUGGGUAUCUUCACGUUCGAGUUCCUCGUCGAUAUGGUCGUCUACGGCUUGUGGGUGGCCACGCUGUGCCUGGCCAGUUUCGUGCUGCGUGUUUACGCGUGGGGCAACGGCAACCUUGGCGAGUACUGCAACGACGGCUACAGCGAGCAGUGCGACACCGUCUUCCGCGCCCGCGCCACCACCUUUGCCUGCCUGACCUGGUUCUCGCUCUUCCUCGCCUGGGAGGUCGUCGAUAUGCGCCGCUCCUUCUUCCGCAUGCAGCCCGGCAGCAAGCUCUACUUCACCCAGUGGUUCCACGACGUCUGGCGCAACAAGUUCCUCUUCUGGGCCAUCCUGUUCGGCUUCGUCUCCCUCUUCCCCACCCUUUACAUCCCCGUCAUCAACCACGCCGUCUUCAAGCACACCGGCAUCAGCUGGGAGUGGGGCAUCGUCUUCGUCGCCGCCGGCCUGUUCUUUGCGGGCGUCGAGGCCUGGAAGUGGGCCAAGCGUGUGUUCUUUAGGAGACGGGCGCGCAAAUCCACGGGCAGGGCCUGGAAGGAUCUGGACAUCGAGGAGCGCGUGUUUGGCGAAUAUCUCAGCGGUUAUGAGAGCUCCGAGGUCGCUGCCGCUAACGGGCGCGAUUGA
This is a messenger RNA of Chaetomium fimeti, 3264 nucleotides long. RefSeq lists its product as uncharacterized. Bases 1 to 3264 code for a protein of 1087 amino acids. NCBI's taxonomy places the organism in Eukaryota, Fungi, Ascomycota, Sordariomycetes, Sordariales, Chaetomiaceae. The transcript has 4 exons. Gene Ontology annotation, biological process: monoatomic ion transmembrane transport; intracellular calcium ion homeostasis; potassium ion transport. The record is from RefSeq and is a predicted model, not a curated record. Gene Ontology annotation, cellular component: plasma membrane. Gene Ontology annotation, molecular function: ATP hydrolysis activity; P-type sodium transporter activity; ATP binding.